Molecule: messenger RNA, 1518 nt
Organism: Somion occarium
Lineage: Eukaryota; Fungi; Basidiomycota; Agaricomycetes; Polyporales; Cerrenaceae
Source: the annotation of a GenBank genome assembly
UCGGCUAUCAUGAUAAUGUUACAGCCACUACUACAGAUCUAGAGCGAUUCAUUCGCUGAACAUGUCUUGAUAUUCGACCAAUUCCAUCCUGCUCGCAUUCGACCAUCACGAUUAUUCUCCCGUAGUUGGUGAGUCGCAGAGGCUGUCAAACUGUCUUCUUCAAACGACUAAAAAGAAAGUCAUUCAAGAUGGAGGUCUCAGAACGAGCUCAUACACCGUACCUUCCCCUGGAGCUCUGGCUCGCUGUCUUCGAUAUGAUAGUGAAUGACUGCUACCUUUGGCUUUAUCUUGAUGCAGACGUGACGAAGCGAAUCACCCUUCAUGCUCUCUGUCUGACAUGCAGCGCUUGGGUUCCCUACGUUAGGGCGGGUUUAUACAGGGAUAUCAAGAUCGAGAGUACGACGCAAAGUCAGAAGCUCACGCGGACCCUGAUGCACUUCAGACCGAAGAAUGCCGAGUACAUCGAGACCCUGGAAUAUAUGUUUCCUGGCGAAGGACAGAUCUCAAGCUCCAUACUUCCACCGGUGAAGUUCCCCAAUCUCAGGACUCUGGCACUUGAAUUUUACGAAGGACAGCAGUUUGGCAACUUCAAUUUAAAUGUUGCCAGGUCGCUCAGACACCUUCUCCCGGCACUUGAAGAGCUUUCCAUCGAUUCAUUUGUGGAGGAGAAAGGGCCUGUCUCUCAGUUUCUUAGACUGGUUCAUGCUUUCCCCGGGAUCAAGAAGCUCAAAGUGAUGCAUGUUCCUCCCUUUACCCCACCUGCCCAAUAUACAAGAGUCUGCAAAGGAAAGCUGGGACCCAGUUUAUGUGAACUGGAGAUGCAGGAGUCAGGUGCAAGUGAUAGCAGUGCCUUUCUCAGCUAUCUCAUACAGAACACCAAUACCCCCCACACUCUGCAUACCCUCCAUAUAACUGUGACAAGGUGUAUAAGUGAUGCAAUUCAGGGCUUGAAUGACUUCUUGGAAGUCUGUGGUCCAACUCUCAAAUAUUUACACUUGAAAGCUGCUAGUGGUUCAUGGCUACCCAUGAGUGAAAGAACCAGGAACUAUGUUGUUGAUCUGCAACAUAACUACAAGUUGGGUCACCUGAGAUUGGACCUGUACAGAGUUUUCCAUGAUGAGACGUUAUCAUGGUACUUGGAUAUACUGGCAACUGUCAGGGCUGGCAAUCUUGUGGUGGAGUUGGACAAAGUGGAAGUAGAAGUGGAUUCCACCAACACCUUGGAGCCUGCACUUCUCAAUAUGAAUGUCAGCAAACUCACAGUCAGAGCAGGUCUUUCACCAUUUGUUGGGCAAUCCAAACCAAGGAUAUGGGAAAUGUUUCCUAAAAUUCACAAACUUGGCAUUUUGGAAGGACAUUCAAUGCAUGCCUUAGAGGAGACAGGAUAGUUGAGGAGGUGUUCCAUACAACAUAGCAGUGUAUUUUUGAUAGUCCUAGAAUUACUAUUAUUAUACACAAGUUACAUUGGUAUUUUGCUUGAGUUGAGCCAGAGAUACACAAUAUAAGUAGACAUCAUCC